Glossina fuscipes is the source of this 3893-nucleotide messenger RNA. RefSeq lists its product as uncharacterized. The transcript has 3 exons. Lineage: Eukaryota; Metazoa; Arthropoda; Insecta; Diptera; Glossinidae. The coding region runs from base 2015 to 3250 and encodes 411 amino acids. Gene Ontology annotation, molecular function: protein binding. The record is from RefSeq and is a predicted model, not a curated record.
UAUAUGUGUUAAUUUUGUUUAUAUCUCUAUGAGAAACAUCCUCUCCCUCUUCAAACACUGGUUAUAGGUCGUUGUAGCAAUAAAAACGGACAGAACUUUCUCUCGCAACACUUUGGAUGUUCAAUUUCACAUACGUAAGAGCGUUCGUUAUCUGUUACUAUGGACGACUUUUGCAAUCUUUAUAUACUAUACGCAUUUCCAUAAACACAUACAUUAGCACGCGAUUAGUAGUACACGUGCCACUUAGAACAAAUAGCACAUUUAUUAAAAUUAUUUCAAGUCGUAAUCAAAUUGUUCCUUUGUUUCUAACACAAAUAAUUCUUUCUGUUUUAUUUUAUUUGUAAUGGGCAGCUCUUCCCAAUGUUUCUUACUUAAGAUGAUACGCCCGCAAUUUUUUAUAGGAGAGAGAAAAAGACUGACUUGUCGAAUUGACGAUAAUAAAAUCACAGCAAGUCCCUAUCUCGCUCCCACAUAUGUUGCAGUGCGUUGUUUCAGAAACAAUGGUUAGAGAAAACUUGUUCCUUUUUUUUAUUUUUUUAAAUAUUUGUUACGAGAUUCGUUACUUUUAAGGCAAACGCUUGGAGUAUUGUAUCUUUUAUUAAAUAACAUAUUUUUUUGCUGUUAUAUUAUGCAUCUCAAAAAUCAACUUGAUAGCAACACACAUUUCAAACUAACGACGUAGAUACUCCACCAAGCAGCUGCGAACGUUUGAAUAGGCAACGCUGAACGUGAACGAAACCAAGCGCGAACUCUUUUUCUUUUUUCAGCAUAACAAAGUUGUUCGAACACGUAUAUAACGACAAAGUAAAAAAAAAAAAAAAGCUGAUUGUAAGAAAGAACGAGGACACAUAUUAGAUGAGAUUCGUCAUUUCGUUUUUUUUUUUUUCAACAUACACAGCUGUAUAUUGUGUUGUUACUAGUUAUAUGGUGGUUGUUUUUAUAUUGAAUUUUGAGCAGUAUUAAAAGAAAAAAAGCGCGCGCGUAAAACAACAAACGCUCACACACUUUCCUAUAAGUACACACUCUUAUUAAUAUGUAGGUAGAUAGAUACCCUAAAAAAGUUUUUAUCUUUUAUAUUAGUAAAGCAAACGUAGAGUGUACGAGAGAAACUGAAUUAUUUUGUAAACUCGCCAACUAACUAACUACUUGACUCCUAAAGCUUUUUAUCUCUUUUACGUUUUCCGUGCCUCUCUCCUUAAAUUAAAGAUUAUUAAGGGGAAUUUUCAAACAAUGUACAGUUGGCUUUGAAGAGUUAGAGGCGAACAAUGAAAAGCAAAAAAAAAGAUAUAGUGCGAAGAGCUUUUGAUGUAUUUUCCAAACAAAAACCACAUUGAUGAUGAUUUCAUAAUUUGUACUAAACGAGGCCACACGACAAUAAAGCUUUAUUGUCGUGUGCACGAGAGAAUUUAGGUGAACGAGUGUUUUUUUUUUUUUAUUUUAUACAACAAACAUAUAUGUGUAUGCAUCGGUGUAUCUACAUCUUAUCCACAUAUAUACAAUUCCAACAAGUCAAUCUGCAUAUAUACAUAUAAAUAUGGCGUAAGAAAAUUUCCUGUAGAAUGAAGUCAUCACAUUUACACAAAAAAAGAAGCAUUUAAACAUAUUGCCAUUUAACAGAAACAAACUUGUGAAAAUAAUAUAUAUUUAGAAACUCUCCAAAAAAAAAAAAAAAAAAAAUUCAAAGCAAAAUGUAAGUAAAAAUAUUUAAAUUACUCUGUUUGUACCAAAGAGCUAAACACUUUCUUGAAAACACUCAUCGAAAACUUUAUUAUACAUGCGAAAAACAAUUAUUUAUGAAAUGUUAAUAUUGUUGUAAGAUUUAGAUUUCGUUGAUUUAGAAACGAAUUAUUAAUAUUUGAAAAUAUAAUCGAUGAGGCAAAAAAAUGAGGAAAAAGUGAUUGCAUAACGGAUAUACGUACACAAGUGAUGGUGUUCAAACGAACCAUUUAAGUGCUGCUCGUGUAGCCGAAACAGAAAUUGUGAAUCUGUGUCAUUGUGAUAAAAAAAGUUUAUUAUGGAUACGUUAAACGAAGACUGUCUUUUUCAAAUCUUCAGCUAUCUUAAUCUCAAAGAUCAGAUUUCGUUGGAACAAAUUUGUACGCACUUAAGUCAAGCCGUUAAAAGAUAUUGGAUUUGGAAAUAUAAACAUUGCGAAUGUCAUUUUUUAAAACAACCAUUGUCUUCACACGAACUUCAAAUUCUUUUGACGGCUAUAUGUGAGACGGUGGAAAUAAUGGAGUUUCGAUUUUUUAAUAAGCUUCAAUAUGAGACUCUAAAGAAAUUUAGAUAUGUAAAAGCAUGGAAUUUCCGUUUCACCCAACUGUCGCCUUAUUUUAUGAAUGAUAAUGACAUAAAGGAUCUGGCGGAUCUAUUUCCAAACUUGCGUAGUUUCAGUCCUCAUGGAAAUUUCACCGGUGAACACAUAAAAUCAUGGCCUUCGCUAACCGAUCUAUCUCUUAGUUAUUGCUGCAAACUGAACCCGCUUACCUUCGCCGAAAUUAUGGAUAAGCUGAAAUUGGAGAAAUUGCAAUUGAAUAUAUUUCCAAAUUAUAAAGCCACUGAUAUAUUUAACGGGUUAGAUUUGCAAACGUCUUAUGUCGAAAAUUUGACGCAUUUAAAACUGAAUACAUACGAAUUUUAUUAUUUCGUAUGCGAACGUUUGCCAGCUCUGCAACAAUUAAUUUUAACCAAUCGUUAUAAUCCACAACAGAUAUUUGAUGUCUUAUUAUCAAAAUGGAAAUAUUUAGAAAUAAUGGCAUUGGAAACCAGUAAUAUAAACCACAUACUAAUAAAUUGCCUCAACUUAAACAUGAACGUUGAAAAAUUAGUCAUAAUCAAUGACGUCAACGCGUUGCCGCUUAAUGUCAUUGAUAGUCUACAUCAAUUGACCCAGCUGCGUGAACUAAGCUUUAAUGCUUGCGAAUUGGAUGUGUCGGUUAUACAGCGACUAUUGUACAGCGGUUGCUCCCAUCUGGAAUUAAUUAGUAUUGCACUGUGCCAGUUUAACGAGGCGUUUUUGAAGCUCAAUGUCCGCGAUAUUAUUAUCAAUAGAAACAAGAACUUAAGAUUCAAUUUCUAUAGCAAUACAUUAGAAAAUAUAAAUGAUAGUGAGUUACAGACGCGGAACGUAACACUUGAACUAAACGGUACUCAUUCCCUUUUCGAAGUUACGGAUAUGCCAAAUAAUAAAUUACUAUAUGAGCCGUUAUGUGUAACGUUUCAUUCAAAGCAAACAAAUUUAAAGCAAUAAAUACGUUUUUUUUUCACUUAAAUUUUAAAAACGAUUUUCACGCCACACGAUAGAAAAUGGAUUUUAAGUAAUUGCAACCUACAGAUAUACAAAUCGAAAAACAUUUUGUCUAUAUAAAUUCUUCACUUGCAAGCAUGUCUUAAAACUUUCCCUCGAAGUUCUUUCAAUCCGCAUCGUCUAGGAAAUAAGAAACGCGACACGGCAUACCUGCAUUUUGGCCGCAAGUAUAGCAAAUGCCGCUAACAGUGAAGACUUAGCACCUUCCACCAUUCGGACGCACUCUGUGCCUCUCUUCCCAUUUCUUAAAAAUUUUGUCUUUAGUCUUACAUAAGUAACAAUCUAUCCAAUAUGCUAUUACAAUGGGUGUUAAUUUUCCAAGUACUUCUUCUACAACACCGUUAAUUCAUAUUUUGCUAUAUCGAAACCGUGUUAUAUGAACGUUUUUUUAUUUAUUAUUGCUUACACUAAGAUAUAAUUAAGGGGUCGGUUCAAAACCAACCAAAAUGUGAGUAUUGCAGAUACAUUUGGGUCAGAGAUAUUUUCGUCUUAAAAUUUUUCAUAUAUGCACGCAUAAACAUUUAUAUACACAUAAACAUCGUAAUCGAACUGAAAGAUUGUUCUUAAUUUCUAUUUUCAAUUUUUU